AUGGCUCUCCCAACAGUGCCAACUCCCUCUGGUCUUUACGAACAGCGGCCAUCGCCGACUGCUGGAAUCGGAGUUUUUGCCAUCGCCGGUAUUCCUUCAGGCACUCGUAUCCUGUGUGAAGCUCCGCUCUUUGCGCUUCCUGACGACGACGAUGUCAUAGCAUGCUAUCUUGCAGUCAAAAACCUGCCCUUGGAUCAACAAUCUGCCUUCUGGUCUCUCGCCGCCUGUGCGAGUCCUCCAGGGGAUACCGAUUGGAUCGACGAGUUGCGAGAAGCUUGUGAUGAAGAUAUAAGCGAUCACGAGUUCGACGACCUCGUCAAGAAAUACGAAGGUGCAUUUUCGAUAUACGAGACCAAUCGCUUCACUUUGCGCUAUCCUGAUGGCUCACCCAUCAAGCUGGGAGUCUUCCCGAACGCUGCGCGCUUCAACCAUUCCUGCUCGCCCAACGUCUACCACCGCUACAAUCCAAACAUAGACCGGCUCACCAUACACACCCUUCGUGACAUCCGUCCUGGUGAAGAAAUUUGCACCGCAUAUAUCGAUAUUUGUCAUCAGACGGCUGAGAGACGUCGCAUUCUGCGUCACUGGGGAUUCAAUUGCCGUUGCAGGGCAUGCGAGGCACAAGAUCCAGCGCGCGAGACUCGGAGAAGUAGACUGGAACAGCUCAUGGCCGUCAUGCAAAGGAGAGAGAAGAAAAGGUCUUGGGAGAACUGGGGCACCUGGGAUUACGCAGAGGCUCUUACCACUGUGGAAGAGGUCAUCUCCAUCAUGCUUGCCGAUGGCUUGGAAGAGACGGACACACUGGGCGAAGCCUACGAGAAUGCGGCAGCGUACAACAUUGCCAUGGGCUGCAGAGAGGAUGCUAUCAAGUGGGCGCGAAAAGAUUUGGAGAUUGAACGCAAGUGCUGCGGCGAGGACAGUCCUGAAUAUGCCAAAGCGUUAGCCUUGCUACAAUCCGCCCAAGCAAUAUAG
This is a messenger RNA of Aureobasidium melanogenum CBS 110374, 972 nucleotides long. RefSeq names its product SET domain-containing protein. Gene Ontology annotation, molecular function: protein binding. The coding region runs from base 1 to 972 and encodes 323 amino acids. The record is from RefSeq and is a predicted model, not a curated record. NCBI's taxonomy places the organism in Eukaryota, Fungi, Ascomycota, Dothideomycetes, Dothideales, Saccotheciaceae. The transcript has 3 exons.